This is a messenger RNA of Vespula vulgaris, 4685 nucleotides long. RefSeq names its product G-protein coupled receptor Mth2-like. Lineage: Eukaryota; Metazoa; Arthropoda; Insecta; Hymenoptera; Vespidae. The record is from RefSeq and is a predicted model, not a curated record. The coding region runs from base 1835 to 3178 and encodes 447 amino acids. Gene Ontology annotation, molecular function: transmembrane signaling receptor activity. Gene Ontology annotation, biological process: cell surface receptor signaling pathway. Gene Ontology annotation, cellular component: membrane. The transcript has a single exon.
CUGUCUUAACGGUUUAGGAAGGUUCAAAGUGUCUACAGAAAACUAGAGAGAAAGGAAAAAGAAGAUAGAGAAAGAGAAUAUAAAUCGAUAUCUUUUUAUAUGUCUCAUCUCUAGAUCCUAUACUUAGGAUAUGUCUUCUUCUUCCGUUUUGAGUUUUGUUUAGAUUGAGUUCUGUUUAGAUUGAGUGCUUGUUAAAUUUGAUCAAAGCAAUGAGUUAUUAAUCAGAGACGAACGAAUGUUUUAAAAAUUAAUACAUUUUUAUUUUAUAAUAAAUAACUUUGAUAUUAAUAAAUGAAAACGAUUGUAUCUUGUUGUUGCUCUUUGAUGAGUCAAUCGUCAAUAGUAUUCAUAGUCGUUCAAGAUAAUAUUAAGUAAGUUUACUUACGACGAUCCGUCGAAUUGCGAUGAUCGUAUUCUUUGAAAAAAAUGUUAUAUGAUGAUUUCGGUGGAAUCAAAAAUUACGAUCGAUAUCAAUAACAAUAUAUCGUUAAAUUGAUGAUAUAUUGUUAAACAUAAUUCAUUCUGACACGUAAAAAAUUUACUUAUAACGUACAACAAGUUUAUUUAUAACGACGUCUUUUAUAACGUAAAUGAUAUUUCUGUUUGUAGUCUAAAUAAGUUUACGCAUAUCCGAGACAAAUCGAGUCAUGAAUUGUUAAAUAAAGAAGACUUUUGUCACGGUUUAUACGAGACAGUGAGAAAAAGAUGAAACGAGAGAGGAAGACAGAGAUAUGUAUGUAUAUUUGUACCUUGUACUUCGAUAAACGUACUCGUUUGCAAAACUUCUUCGUAUGCAAUGCUUAACCAUUCAAACAAAAAGUAAACUGAGUGACGUUAAACGUAGCAUACACGGAUGCCAGUCAAACUUAUUGGAAAGCCAAUGUAUUAAAAUGCGACACCGAACAUUAAUCGGAAAUGGAAGAUGAUAACACCAAGUCGUAAAUACUCGUUAUCGCCAAAAUGCAUUUUGUAUUGCAUUCCAACGUAUUCGAUGACAUUUAUCAAGGCAUAUACCGUUCGAUAAAAUCUAUUCAAUUAGAUAAUCCGUUUUCUAAGAUAUAUAUUAAUAGCAUUUUAACAUAUUUUUCUUUAAACAUAAAUUGUUUUAAUCGUAUUAAAACGUAACUGUGAAAUAUAUUUGAAGUAACUGUAUAUUAAAUUCAUAGAGCUUUUUUUAUUCAUAAUAUUUCAUAUGAUUCGUAAACGAUUAUUCACGUACGGUUCUUUCUCAUAGAAAAAUUUAACGAAUCUAGGUAUUAUAAAAUAGUAUGAUAGAUCUGAACAAAAUCGAUUGAGAAUGUAUAAAGUUUAAUCAAUUCAAUGAUUUCAUAAUUCGAUUUAUAUCUUAAUAGCAAAGUUCCGUAUAAAUUUCUCGAUUAUCUACGUGUACAUCUGUGAUUCCCACUUGUAUUAUCAUUAUAAUUACGUAUUCUAUGCAUGAAAACAAAAUAAAGGAAAGAAAAGCAAUGAAACCGAAAGGCAAAAAAAAAAAAGAAUUGAUAAGAAAUGAGGAAUGAGAUGAGGCUCAUUGCUAUAACUUAUUUAUUGUUUAAAUUUACAUCUCAAAUGGAUCAGACAAAUAAUUGGUUUUAUUGAAUAAUAUUAUGAAAAGAAAGAGAAGUAGAAAAAAAGAAGUAAAAAGGAGGAAACCAGCCGGAAAAAUGUUCUUAACAAGCCAGGCGAUAACUACACCACGUACAUACACGUAUAUGCACACGUAUAGAGACAAAUAGAAUAAUACAUUGAAUAGAAUAAAGAUGUGAGGAUGUCGAAUGAUUCACGAAGACAUAUACUUUAAUUAUUAUCGUCAGUGCCGGACGAUAUAUCGAAGAAGAUGCACGUACGUUGUACGGUAAGGCUUUUGUUCACGAGUUUCCUCUUUUUCGUUGAAAACAUAGCAGCACCGAUAAGACCAUCAACGAAAUGGAACGGUUAUCAUCGGAUAGAUCUGCCAAAGAAGUGUUGUAUCGAGGGUUAUCUCUUCAACGACGAGCUGACGUGCGUGAAGGUCAUCGAGGAUAAUAAUUUUUCGAAGGAAAUGGAGACGGAAGUACGUGCUUAUGGGGUCUCGUGCGAGAAGGACGUUGCAAUGUGGAUGGAAGAACGUGGACCGAACGAUUCGUGGACUUACGCGACGGUCGACGUCCCAAACGACUACUGUCUGGAAAUGAUGACGAAUGGGACGCAAGUGUUGGCCAGGUGUCCGGAUUUAUUAAAGAUGAACGACAAUUCGUCAACGGCCAAUUCGAUCGUUUCAACGACAACGACAACGACAAGGACAGUUUACAACGAGAGGAAGACGAUAUGCGAUAAUAAAAAUCGUACGAAAAAAUUAGAGGCUAUAUUUUGGGGUGCGAAAACGUACAUGUUGACUAACAUAGCUCACAUGAUACUCUGCAUCGUCGUCGUAGUAACAUAUUUGUCGGUACCUGAACUUCGGAAAGGUGUCUACAAUCAUGCAGUUCUUCGACACAACAUAUCCUUGUUGGGAUUGGGUUCUAUACUAACGUUCUUGAGUUACUGUCAGUACCCCUUGGACGAUAACCUGACCAUCUUGCUCUGGCUUCUUCUACAAUAUUUCACCCUGGCGACGGUAUUCUGGUUGAACGUGAUCUGUUUCGACAUGACCCUCUGUAUCACAAGAUUCCGUUGGACGGUCGGACUCGGUGCUAACAACGAGAGAGACAAAUACAGAAGAUUGCUUCUAUACGGUGUUUUCGCUUGGGGUGGUGCGCUUCUACCCACGGUCGUUGCCGGCAUCUUCGAAUACACACCAGGAAUACCAAAGAACUUCCCGUUGAAGCCCAAUUACGUUCGGUAUUGCUUGGGCCCAAACCCAACGGUGAAUUUCUACUUCUUCGUUAUACCUCUCAUCACUCUACUCUGUAACAACGUACUCUUUCUUUUCACGACCUAUAAGAUCAUACGGAUACAAAGUAGCACCAAGAUAGCGACGAAAAAUCAAAGCAGCGUACUCACCAAGAAAUAUUUCCUAUUUCUAAGGCUCUAUCUCUUGAUGGGUGCACCUUGGUUCUUCGGUACUCUCUUAGCUUGUCUCAACAAACUCGUCAUAUUAAAGAUCUGUCGUCUCAUCCAGCCCAUACUAUGGCUCUUCAUGUUGUUAGCACGGAAGAAUAUCCGACAAAAGAUCGCCGACAGAUUCUAUUGCUUCGUCUGAUCCGAGGAUCAUAAAGGAACUAUUACUUUGGCUGAUAUGGAUUAGUUCGUUUCGACGAUCUCGCAGAUAAUAUUCCGGUUGGGCUUCUUCCAAAUUCUCGAGGUUACAAGGUUCGUCUGGUCACGUGUAUGGCUUCACAUUUAUGAUGUACUUGGACCGUAUAUAACACAUACAUAUAUAUAUGUAUAUAUAUAUAACUAUAUAUAUAUCUCUUACACCCGUAUGUAUAUAUUUAUUUCUGUAUCUCUCACUCUCGUCUUCAUCUCGCGUCUAUUCUUGCAAAAUUCAUUUACAUUUUCGUUGUGUAAUGUGUCUUGUGAAAUCCCACAGUAGCAUUCGAGGAAAAACUCGACGCUCGAUCAUCUUUCUCUCUCCUUUUUCUUCUUCUUCUCCCUCCCUCUCUCUCUUUCUCUCUUUCUCUUUCUAGCUUUUAUGUUCUUUAACAAUAAGAGUGAGUACGAGAGAGAGAGACAGAAUUCAACUACGAAUCGAGAAAACUUACACGAUGUUCUGUCAGCUUGGACAAAGAGGGGAAAUUCUCUUGUUCAAGGUAGGAUUAGUGACUAGAGAAGAAGUGGAAGGGAAAUAAAAGAUAAAAAAUAUAAAAAAAAAGAAAAAAAAGGAAAAAGAAAAAGAAAAAGAAAAUGAAGAUGAACGACGAACAAGGGAACGGAGAAAAUCAAUUUUAUCGUCGCACUUUCACCGCGAUUCUUACAGAAAAACAUUGGGAAAAUUAUUUUCCGAAGUAUUUGAAUUCGAUUUCGUUUUCUUCAUUUUAUCCUACGUCUCAUGAGAAAAUCGUUCGAUCUCGCUUCCCCCAUAGUUUUCUGUAUUUUUCUUGCUUGUUCGUUCGAACGAGGAUUACGGUAUCGAGCGAGAGACCAGAAUUGCCGUGGAAAAUGCGAUGAAAGGAUGAAAUGUAUGGAAAAGAAAUUCACGAACAGCAUUGACCAUUGGUCCAUACGACGACAUCGACUUCGUCGAUCGAAAUUGGAGGAAGCGAGGGAUUCGCCGUUUUCUUUCUUAGUUUUUAUAAUAUUUCUUCGUUUUGAAGGAAGAAAGAAAACGCUACUUGAUUUGAUCUCAAUUAUUUAUUUAUUUAUUUAUUUCUUCUUUCUGUCCUCUUUUUACAUUUCGAGAAAAUAUUUUAAUUCGUUAUUGUGUAAAAAUUAUUCGUAUCAGAAAGAUAAUCAUUCAUAAAAGAAAAAGAAAUUGUAUCUUUACAUAUUGUAAGAAUAUUUAAUUUAUAGUUUUAGAUAGAAAUAAUAUUAAUUAACGCGUUCUUAUCGAGGAUAUCGAUAACUCGUUUAUGUAUUAAUUAAUCUUUUAUAGAAACAAUAUUUAUAUAUAUUAAUAAUUGUAAUAGAUGAGUAUUAAUUAGAUAUAAUUAUCGUAUAAAGGUAUUAAUUAGAACAAAAGAAGAGAAAGGAGAGAGAAAAAAUGGAACAAAAUAGUUUUAAUAAUAAUAAAAGAAAAAAAAAAAAACAGAAAUUCGAUUUAAUUGAAA